Paramecium octaurelia is the source of this 2268-nucleotide messenger RNA. Lineage: Eukaryota; Ciliophora; Oligohymenophorea; Peniculida; Parameciidae. The record is from the annotation of a GenBank genome assembly.
AUGAAUUCGUAACUUGAUGAUGGUAGCAAAAAUUCUUUAUUAAUAGUAUUACAUAAAAAGAAAUUUGCAAAAAUUGCCAAAAAUUCUCCCAAAUCCAAUCAAGAUGAAUGUUUAGAGCCACCAUCAUUUUUUGAAAGUUUUUAUAUUGAUAACUCUGGUUCAUCGAGUAAACUGUAGACACCCAAUGUUUACGAUCAAAUCAAUCAGAUUCUAUUUGAAAAUGGCAAUCGAUGGGAUGAAGUUUAUGGGCCAAGAAAGGAGUAGCAAGCAUUUAGCUAAAAUAGAAAGAAAAAAAUUUAGGAAAUUUAAUCUGCCUCACAAAUUGCAUUACUCAUAAAUUGUCUUUUAACAUUAUGGAACAACAUAUUUAAAGCCUUAUUAUCACUCUUAUUGCCUCAUCUUAUUCUGUUUGAGGAAGAUGAGAGAAUUAAUCAUUUAUAUUACUUUUUAUUAUUUUAUAUUCUAAUCAUUACUCUAACUUAUAUCUUAUGUUAGUUUAUAUAAAUCAAGCAAAAAGAGAAAUUUUCAGCCAUUUACAAAUUCAAACUAAUUGAUGACUUUAUUAUAACAAACAUCUUGCUAAUAGGAUUACUUUUGAUUCUGAUUACUUCGAAUACAUAAGUAAUAGUAAUAAUUUUGUCCUUUUAUUUUUUUUAUGAAGGCUAUAAUCAGAUCGAAAAGUUUUUUAGGCUACUCAUAAUUACAAAAAGUAAAAUAGAUUAUAACUUAAUAUAGAAAAAUACUUUAACUAUCUGGCUAUCUCAAAGAUCAUCGUUUAUUAUCUAUAUUUAAUUCAUCUAUUUACUUGUUUUCUAUACUCAAAUGAUUUUCAACUUAGGUAUAGAGAUUCACUAUUUAUAAAUAUUAAUUUUUUCACUUUUUAAGCAAAUUAUUAUGUAAUUGAAUCAUAUUCUGAUUUAACUAUGAUAUUUAGUUAAAUUGUAGGAUUGAUCAUGUUAUUCAAUUCAAUUGAUGUCAUAAUUUAGAUUAGAUUAAAGAAAGUUGAAUUGUUGAAUAGGCCUAAAAUUGAUGUGCAUAUUCUGCAUUAUUACAUUUGGCAUCAUAAAGGAAAUUUACUUGAGAAACUUAAGAUGGUUACAUAGCUUAAUAAUAACAGUUAACUCACAAAACAAGUAAUUAUACCCUAUAUUUAAGAUGGGUCAAAAUGCUGUGAAAAUCAUUAAUCAACAAAUAAUGGAAGAUUAUUUGGAAAUUUCUCAUAUUUUUACAAAACAAUUUAUAAUCAACUUAUCAGAAAAGAUUAAAGUAUUGAGAAAAAGUAAGGAAAUAGAUUUUAAUAAAAAUCGUGGUUUGUAUUUGAUUCUAAAGGGAUAAGGGUUAAUCAGUUUCAAAAAGGAAGGAUUGAGGUAAUAUUAAUAGAUUAUGAUUGACAAAGUGUUUGGAUUGAUUGAUUGUUUUUAAAAGAACAUUUCAGAUAUAAAAAUAAGUACAUAAUACUAGUAUUAUUAGAACUAAACAAUAAUUUCUUGGUUUUGUUCAUAAAAGAAGAAGAUUUUAAAAUAUGUUUGAAUACAAAUUAAGAUAUAGUAAGUUACUUUAAAUAUAAAAGGAAACAUUCCAUAUGAUAAAAAAUAGAAUAUUGUUUGAAGGAGAUACAUCCUAUGUGAAUUAUAGAUGCCUGAUAUGCAGAGGAUUUCAUUUAAUGAGGAAAUGCCAAGUUUAAAAAGAUAUUUACAAAUUGAUAUUAAAAGAUUAUUUUCAAUAGAAUAAAAGAAGUCAAGUUUAAAGAAGAGUAAAGAGGGAACCCUAAGCCUUUAAAAUCUACUUAGUAAAGAUAUUAUUGAUAAUUUGAAGAAAAAAAUAAAGCAAUAGAUAAGCGUAACAGUUCGUUCAGAAAUUGAAAGUAACGAGAGCAGCAGUCACAAUGAGUAAUUACAGGUUUAUCAAGAUGAACCUACCGAAAGUUAGAAAUUCCUUGAUAGAAAUAUUAUUAUUGGACAAAGCAAAGGAACUAUAACUAUACCUACUAUUUCAAAAGAGUGCUAUGGAGAUUUUAUUUCAGAUAAGAUAUUAUUAGAAUAAAUGAAAUCAAGUCACAAGCAAGGAUCAAUUCAACCCUCAAUACAACCUGGUAGUUAAUAAUUUUGGGAUGGCUUUAAAACAGAUUAUAGGAGCUAAUAAUUAUAUCCUUCAACAUUCAAAUUCUAAGAUAUUGUAAGCAGUGAUGAUUUAGAUACAAUUCAGGAAUAUGUUUAUUUCCAUCCAGAAUUCAACAUUAGCUCUAUAAUCUCGAUAUUGGAAAAGUGA